Babjeviella inositovora NRRL Y-12698 is the source of this 1695-nucleotide messenger RNA. It is a transcript of the gene RSM22, whose product is annotated as mitochondrial 37S ribosomal protein RSM22. Gene Ontology annotation, cellular component: mitochondrial small ribosomal subunit. NCBI's taxonomy places the organism in Eukaryota, Fungi, Ascomycota, Pichiomycetes, Serinales. Gene Ontology annotation, molecular function: methyltransferase activity; structural constituent of ribosome. Gene Ontology annotation, biological process: translation. The annotation marks the transcript as partial. The record is from RefSeq and is a predicted model, not a curated record. The transcript has 3 exons.
UUCAGAAACACAGACGGCACGCUCAUCCACGGAUCUAACGCCCAGGAGGCGCGUUUAGACCCCAACACCCUCCGCGGGAUGCAGUACAAGAAACAAACGGUGAUUCCGCACUCCAUCGCACGUGCUAUAAACAACCACAUGUUGCGCCUCCACCACCCGGAAAUGUUGCGUAUUCAGGCGGCCAGAAACUUUGUCAACUUGCAUGACGACGUGCACCAGCCUGCAGCGACGCGGCUAGAGGUUGACGCGCACAUCGCGGCGCUUUUUCCGCAAAACUAUACGUCAAUUUACCUGGCGUUACACGAGUUGAAGAACCACAAGACCAACGACGCGACAGGUGAGGUGUUCAUGCCGCGAAAGAUCUUGGACAUCGGGUUCGGGCCGGCCACUGGGAUGGUUGCAUUGAACGAGUUGAUGGGUGAGGACUUCCGACCAGAAGUGAAAGAUGCGGUGAUCAUGGGUGAUCCAGAGAUGAUUAAGCGUGCCAAGAUCAUUUUGAGCAGACAGAUUUGUGAAAGUCCCGUUGUGAACGACGAGAGUGUGAGCAGAGCAGAGCUUAAGUACUCCGUGGAAGAUGAAUUACCGGAGCUUUAUGACGAAACGCCCGACAACCCCUCCUGGGGACCGGUAGAUACCAACAAAAUUAAGGUCAAGACAAAGUUACGCAGUGACAUGCCGUCCAACAAAAAAUACGACUUGAUUAUUAUGACCCACCAGUUGCUCAAGGAUACCGAGAAGUUCCCCCGUCAGAUCGACAGAAGCGUGGAGCAGGCCUUAGAUCUCUUAGAGCCCCAGGGGCAUCUUGUGAUUGUUGAACGGGGCAACCCGUUGGGCUUUGAGACGAUUGCGCGUGCGAGACAAGUAAUGAUCCGUCCGGAGAAGCACCCGCUUUCGAACGUGAAGAUCCCCCAGCCGUGGAUCAGAGGCUCUACCGUCAAACCGAAGAAUCAGCGCCGGUUGUACCGUGAUCAGAUAGAGAGCGAAUUGGUUGAGAUGGACGCCGAGGCGGAAAGAUUGAACCAAGAGUUGAAUGCUAAGUUUGGAGAAGUCACCGACGAUGACUUGAAGUUUGAAUUUGAAAAGGAAGCUAUCGAGGCAAAACCAACUACCGCAGACUACCAUUUGUCUAUCCUCGGACCGUGCAGCCAUCACGGCAAGUGCCCGUUGCAGACGGGGAAGCCGGGUUACUACAAUUUUCCAGCUGGGAAGAAGCUUCCAUGGUGCCACUUCAGCAAGAGUUUCACUAGACCAAAAUUCAGCAUGGAGUUGAAGAAGGGGCUCCGUUUGGCGACUCCUUGGGCCAGCCCCACCGAUGGGAUCGGUAUGAAGGGCUCGGCGCCGAUUGGGAAGGGAAGAGCUGGGGGGAACAACUACGAGGUGGCCAACUACAGCUACUUGCUUGUGGAAAGAGCGGCCAACAGCGGAAAAAUGCUCCAGCACGGCAUUGAUCCGACGGAUCCGAACAAAAACCUCCGCGGAACGGGCUACCUCGAUCCAGAGGACAUGAAAACAUGGCCCCGUAUUGUCAACCAGCCGAAGAAAGCUGCCAAACAUGUCACCUUCACCGCCUGUGGUGCCUCUGGUCAGAUGGAGUCCUGGGUGGUGGCCAAGUCCAAGGACAAGCAGGCGUACCACGACUCCCGUAAGGUCCGUCUGGGCGACUUGUGGGCCUUUGCCAGCCCGACUGUGCAUCCG